Molecule: messenger RNA, 1595 nt
Organism: Hordeum vulgare subsp. vulgare (domesticated barley)
Lineage: Eukaryota; Viridiplantae; Streptophyta; Magnoliopsida; Poales; Poaceae
Product: APETALA2-like protein 5
Exons: 2
Coding region: 151-1293 (380 amino acids)
Biological process (GO): ethylene-activated signaling pathway; regulation of DNA-templated transcription
Molecular function (GO): DNA-binding transcription factor activity; DNA binding
Source: RefSeq, a predicted model, not a curated record
UAAACCACAGAGAGAGAGAGAGAGAGAGAGAGAGAGAGACGGAUCGUAGUAGCAGCUCCUAUCUCCCAACCUCACGGCGACACGACCCUGCUCCGCCAUUUGAAAACAAAGGAGGCCAAGGCGCUGUUUUCCUGCAGCGGAGCGACUUUGAUGUGCUUCGAGUUCGAGCUGGCGGACCAACGUGGGCCGCACGGCAGCGGCCGGGCGGCGAAGGGCGGCGACGGGGCGGCGCCGGAGGGAAUGACGACAAUGGCGAGCCCGGCGGACCUCAUGUCGGGCUACUACCAGGCGCAGGAGAUGUCCACGAUGGUGUCGGCGCUGUCGCGGGUCGUGGCGGAGGACGACCCGUGGGCGGCGGCGUCCGGCUCCGGCUCCGGCGCGGAGGGCUGGGGCUGGGAGGAGCAGGCAAUGCACGCCGGCGCUGGCGGCGGCUACGUGCACGAGCUUGGGAGCUUCCCUUCUUCAGAGUUCGCAGGGUCGGACCAGAGCUCGGACACCCAGGGCCAGAGCGCGGCGACCAUGGAGGAACACCGCUCCCGCUCCCCGGCGGCGUCCAACGCGGCGGCGGAGGCGGAGGCGCCGCGCCGGAGGUACCGCGGGGUGCGGCAGCGGCCGUGGGGCAAGUGGGCGGCGGAGAUCCGGGACCCGCACAAGGCGGCGCGCGUCUGGCUCGGCACCUUCGAGACGGCCGAGGCCGCGGCGCGCGCCUACGACGACGCCGCGCUGCGCUUCCGCGGCAGCCGCGCCAAGCUCAACUUCCCCGAGGACGCGCGCCUGCACCCGCCCACCGUCGCCCCCGCCGCCGCGCCGAUCGCCGCGGGGUCGGCCUCGCCGGCUGUCUACGCCGCCGGCGCCUCCCAGGCCUCCGACUACCUGCGCUACCAGAUGCUGCUGCAGGGCAGGGGCGCCGCCGCCAACCAGGGCAACCUUCUCUCGUUCUACGGAGGCGCCGGCGGCGGCGGCAUGAGCAGCUCCUAUGGCGGCGGCGGCAUGAGCAGCUCCUAUGGCGGCGGCGGCGACGGCGGCGCCAUGAGCGGUUUCCUGGGCUCAUACUACUCGUUCCCGUCGUCCGCCGUCUCGGUGGCCACCGUGCCGUCCUCCUCCUCCGCGUCCUCUGCACCGGGGCACUACUACUCGUCGUCGCACGACUCGCAGCAGCAGCAGCAGCAGCAGGGCGACGCGGCGGCGGAGUGGAGCUGGGAGAGCGCGCUGGCGCCCUACCCGGGGACGGCGGCGGCGGCCUCCUGGUCCGGCUCGAGCCAGCAGCAGUACCACCCGCCGCACACCCAAUAGCGCCAGAGCCAACCAAGAUUCCGCGCCGUCUCCGGACGGACGGAAGAAUAAGGCGCGUACGGACGGCGACGGCGACGGGCAGCAAGCGGAAGGGAGCUCCAGAAUGAUGGCGUCACACUCGGGGUCGAGGGAUGGCAUGUGUUGAUUGAUGACAGCCGUGGGCUCGUUUUGUUGGUUCGUUGAUUAGUUUGGGUGGGCAGUGCCCAGUUUUUAGUACUUUCUGCUUUGGUUAUUGCUAUUACCUACUGCGAAAUUAAGCGAUGGAACGGAAGAGCGAGCGUGACCGACAUGCUUUUUUGCGA